AUGUGUUCUGUGGGAUUUUUCAGACAAUUUAAGCAGGCCAAAGACCCAGCCGUACUCCGUGAACUUAACAGUUACGUGAAGUUCCGUACGAAAUUGGCUCUGGCAAAGGCUCGUGUUCAGUUUCUGGAUGAGUGCAUAUCCAAUUCAGAAUAUCCCAAACAAUAUCACACCGUUCUGAAGAGGAAUCGAAUUAACAUCACUACAGUAGCUUUACGUCGUCAAGCGCUCAAUGAGAGAGAUACUGUGUCAAGUCGAGUGCCGGAAAUGGAGCGUAAUUUUGUGAAAUCAUCUCGAGUACUUGAUGAGUUGACUCUAGAAGAAAAGGAAAUGUUCGUUGUCUAUAUUCAAUCAAUUGUUGACAAACAAGUGGAACGGACAUUUGUUAAACUUCGAAAACGUAUCAACCCGAGCAAACCGACUGGUGAGUUCCCUACAGAUCCGAAGAAAUUCGUCCAUAAUUUGUCAUCCAUAAGCCUGAAUAAGACAUCACUUGAGGUGUUAUCCCUAGGGCCAAAGUUUUGUUGUCCAACCAAUAAGACUAAACAAUUGGAUAUGGAAGUUGAGUUUGAGAGCCUGUUUGAUCAGCUAUCAGGUCUUGUUCCGUCCUCGUCGCAGGAGUUAGAGAAACUGAAGUCCACGUUCGUGAACUCAUGUUAUCAAUAUCGCGAAAAUAGACCGUUGGCAAAAGGAUUAUUAACGUCGGAACACCUGAAGAGCCUCAAAGAAUUGCAGGCCAAUAGAGAAAUAAUGUUGUCAAAACCAGAUAAAGGUGCGGGUAUCGUAAUUCUCAAUAGGUCGGAUUAUAUAGAGAAGAUGAAGGUGAUAGUGAGUGAUGGCUCCAAGUUCACGAAGACCCCAUCUGAGAAGGAUAAGACGUCUCAGAUAGAAAAAUCGAUUUCAACGAGAAUAAGAUCCUUGAAACAGAAAGGAAUAAUCGACGCGAUGACCUUCGAAAGGAUACGACCGACAGGAACGGUAAUUCCCAGAUUGUACGGUCUACCUAAGGUACACAAAGAAGGCGUCCCAUUGAGACCGAUUCUGGAUAUGUGUAACUCUCCAUAUCACGCAGCAGCAAAGUGGUUGACGGGCUUAUUGGAACCAGUAAGAGCCGCAAUUUCUAGGCACAGUCUACAAGACACCUUCCAUUUUGUAGAAACUGUGAAGAACCUGGAUCUAGAAGAAAAGCGGAUGAUAUCACUGGAUGUUACUUCACUGUUCACAAAUGUCCCGAUCAGUGAAACAAUCAACUAUCUGUGCGAUUACAUUCAGAGCAACGGAAUCGAUUUGGGUAUCCCGUUGGAUGAACUGAAACAGUUACUCUAUGUCUGCACACAUAAUAUCCAGUUUCAGUUCAAUGGUGAAAUCUAUCGUCAGAAGGACGGAGUUGCAAUGGGAUCGCCUUUGGGGCCCCUAUUUGCCGAUAUUUUCAUGGCAAAACUUGAAAAUAAUCAACUUGAACCCAUAAUCCGAGAUUUUACCUUGUACAAACGAUACGUAGACGACGUCAUAUGUGUGCUAGAUACCAAUCUGGACACAAAUAUGCUUCUUAACAAUUUUAAUGCUGCCCAUCCCAAUGUUCAAUUUACUUUGGAAGAAGAAAAGGACAAUAGUCUAUCGUAUUUAGACGUUUGCAUAAGCCGUCGGAAUGAUUUUUCCGUCCAGUUAUCAGUGCACAGAAAAGCUACAUGGAACGGACAAUACAUCCAUUUUCACAGCUUUGUGCCCCUCAAAAUGAAGAGGAAUCUAAUACGUUGCUUAGUUAACAGAGCAAGAAAAAUCUGCUCCGAAGACACAAUAAUAAAUGAACUCGUUUUUCUGCGGAGUGUUUUCUUAAAUAACGGCUAUCCUGAACGGUUUAUUGACAAGACGAUGCAAGAAAAUGAAGGGAAAUCAAAGGAGAUAGGAGCCGCCAAGAAGAUACUAUACGCGCGUUUACCGUUCAAAGGCGACACGGAAGCCGAAAUUAUUCAACGAAGAUUAUCGGGAGUUAUCAACAAAACAUUCUACGCUGCACAGUUGCAAAUCCUGUUCGUUUCCAAACCGAUAGUGUGUUUUCGAUUGAAGGACAUAGUGCCGAAUUCUGCAACCUCGUUUUGUGUGUAUUCCUUCACCUGUUCCUGUGGAACUAGGUACAUUGGUCGCACGACUCGGCGCUUAUCCGAACGCGUUCGCGAACACCACCCGGCCUGGCUGAACACGGGAGCAAUUAAGACAAUUACGAGUGCGGUGUGCUCACACCUUGUUGAAUCAAACCACUCAGUCGAGGUGAUAAACGCUUUUCGCACCAUUUUCAAAGUCCGAGGAAAGCAAUCAAGACUUGUCAAGUGUCGCAUCUUAGCCACAGCCGAAGCCGUGAGCAUUCGUCUCUACAAUCCUCCCCUGUGCGCUCAGAAACAAUUUGUGCAAGCACUUAAGCUUCCGUGGCCCACGUCAUGGUCCCGAACACAUGUGCAACCACUUGAACAUUCCACACUGUGA
Messenger RNA from Fasciola hepatica (liver fluke), 2478 nucleotides. The record is from the annotation of a GenBank genome assembly. Lineage: Eukaryota; Metazoa; Platyhelminthes; Trematoda; Plagiorchiida; Fasciolidae.